Molecule: messenger RNA, 862 nt
Organism: Amblyraja radiata (thorny skate)
Lineage: Eukaryota; Metazoa; Chordata; Chondrichthyes; Rajiformes; Rajidae
Product: CD276 antigen homolog
Exons: 5
Coding region: 44-862 (272 amino acids)
Source: RefSeq, a predicted model, not a curated record
CGGAAACAUUCUUCACACAAGUAACGGAGAUUUUACUGUAAACAUGUAUUUAUAUAAUGGGAGAUACACACUUUACCGCUCCAGCACCGAUCACAGUGAACUUCACCUGGUUUGUUCUGGGAGUUAUGGUCGUAGCUAUUCCCGUGCUGAGUGGUUCUGGUCACCUCAUCCCCAUCAACAGCUGAAAUUAAUAGCAUCUGCAGAACGUUCUCAGCCCAUCAUCAUCAAUGUCAAAGGGACCAACUUCGUGAAUCGACUGGUGACCUCAGGGAAACUCUUCGAUGGCAAGGAUUUCAAUGUGAGGAUUGUCCCCGUUGUGUUUCAAGAUGCCGGAGUUUACGCCUGUUAUCUGGAACAAAAUCGAUUUCCCACCAUUGAUCUCAUCACAGUGAAAGUCACAGCUGAACCGUCUGAUGCAGUGACUGAGGGAGACAACGUUACCCUGACCUGCUCUGUGUCUCACGUCAUUGGGUCAAUGAGACUGGUUUGGAUCAAUGGCGAUGGCAAACGUGUUGGAGAAAAGGCACUGACCUGGAACGAGAAAUCACCGAGUCUGGUUAUUCAGAAAGCUGAGAGAGGCAGAGGGAACUGGAGAUGUGUUUUGUUUGAUCAAGACCUGCCCCGGCUUUUUGUCCCGUACUAUCAGAAGGACAAUAUGAGAGACAUUAGGAUCAUCAUAGUUCUGGGCUACUUGGUGAUUAAACUGGCCGUUGCUCUUGGACUAAUUUGCUGCUCGUGGAGGAUGAACAGGAGCUGCAGAAAUCCACGGGAAGUUACAGGAAAUGUCACAAACAAUUCAAACGAAGCUGUAGCAAUGCAGACCCUGAAUUCUGACCCAGAUCUGAGGGAUCAGAAUGAAUGA